CUCAUACAGUCUGAUACAGAUGUGUAAUAGCGUGAUAUGCUCUCACAGUAGUGGAUUUAGAUUCAGUAUGUCUCCACUGUUCUUGGUCUGUUCAGAAGAGCGAGGCUCUUGUGGCAUGACGACGACUAACAAAGGAAAUAAAGCCUUGAAGGUGAAGCGCGAGCCGGGCGAGAAUGGCACCAGCCUCACAGACGAGGAGCUGGUGACCAUGUCGGUGCGGGAGCUGAACCAGCACCUGCGAGGGCUCUCCAAAGAAGAGAUCCUGCAACUGAAACAGCGGAGGCGCACCCUGAAGAACCGGGGCUACGCCGCCAGCUGCCGGGUGAAGAGAGUCACCCAGAAGGAGGAGCUGGAGAAGCAGAAGGCCCAGUUGCAGCAGGAGGUGGACAAACUGGCCAAUGAGAAUGCGUCGAUGCGCGUAGAGCUGGACGCUCUGAGGUCUAAGUACGAGGCGUUGCAGACCUUCGCCAGGACUGUGGCACGGAGCCCCACUGUCGGGGUCGGGGUCAGGGCUGGAGGGGGAGGAGGGGGAGGCGGGGUGGCAUCAUCGGUCAUCGGCCCACUCAUACCGGGGAAGGUGGCGACGGCAACGAGCGUGAUUACAAUAGUGAAGUCAAAAACAGAUGCACGGUCUUGAGGGAAGGGAAGAUAGAUGAGGUGUAUCAGGAUGGAGCUGAGCUGCACCAGACUAAUUCUUCUCUGCUGGCCUCCCUCUCCUCCACCUGCGCUGACUUCAGACAGCUGGGCAGUCUCACUACAUCGCCUCAGCAUGUUCCUGUCACCCGUCUCACAGCAGUGCAGAUGAAGGAAAAAAAUGGAAGCAGAGGAGGAUUAUUGAGUCUAUAAACAGGCGAGCCCUUGGUCAAGGUUACACAGGGUUCCUAUUGUCACUGAAAGCCAGGAAACAUCAAAGAAUUUGAGAAACGUCACAAAACAAAUCUAGAAAAAUGCACAAAAUUCGUCUGAAAAAAUCUUUGUUUAGUUUUCGUUUAAAUGAGCCAAAUUUCCUGUGUUGAAUUUUACUGCUGGUUGUUUGCCCAAGUUUGGGCAUUAAAAUUAGGUGCAUAAACUGUAAUACAUGUACUUCAUGUGGAUUAAAGAUUAGUUAUAUAGAAGUUAUUGGAUUUGAUUCACACAAGAUUUGACCUGCUGGGUUCAGUGGCUGCAGAGAAGCUCCAUCUUGUUCCACCUCGCCAAGAACUUUUUCAGAAAAGUACUAUAGAAAAAUAUAUAUUAUACAAUGGUGGUAACUGUAUUUCUACUGUUUUGUACUGUGUUGUCAUUCACAUGAGGUCCAAGGUGUAUUCUCUGUGUGUGAAUUGUUAUAUAUCAGGAAUUCUGUGAAAUUCUGUGGCGCGUGUUCGUUUUUGUAUCGCUAUAUUUAGUUAGCUGUAUUUUUUUCUACGGUCUCUUCACUUUCGAUGUCUCGCUUUCUCUUAACCUUAUCCUUUCUCUGUCCUUCCAUUUUUUUCAAUUCCAACUGGCUUCCUUUAUUACAUACUGUACUUCCUGGACUUUACAGAGAGACGGGGAAAAGGCAAUUGAUAAUUACCAAAAAAAAACAACCAUGCAGCAUAUUAUGGGAAAAAAGAGACAAAGUUAUUCAAGUUACUGACCUUAGUUUAGUGUGUGAGAAUUUUCAGGGAAAUGGUCGUUUGAACACCAGAGCUGUAUGAAGAUAAACGUUGUCUUCUGUCUGUUUGAGUUCUGCUCAAAAGUUUAUUCAUAAAAAUUUGGAAGGGCAAGUGCCUUGGUCUCCUAAUUAUAUGCACCAAGAAGAAGUCAAGAGGACAUGAGGAAUUGUGGAAGGAUGGUGGAGAUUCGGUGCAGGUGUUUACCUGUGCUUCAUCGCAAACACUGACCCACCAGGAACCCGUUCGUAGCAGCAUUUAACUCUCGCUGUGCGUUGUUGUAUGAGCUGUGUAGUCGCCAUCAGGAUUAAUAGUAUCGAUAACACUCAUUUAUGUGACUUGGCAGUUCACUUACUUAAAAAAACAAAAGGAUGUGCAAAAUAGGAGCAUCUAUUUAUUCUCAUUUGUAUGUGCAGACAUGGAAAGUUGAUGUUCAGUUAUGAGAAAAAAAAAAGUCCAUAUGUCUGUUUGAUGUUAACUGUGUGGUUCACAUGUAACCAAUUUGAUUGGCUGCUGACUCAAAAAAUGUAGGUUAUUACGCCUACAGUUCAAAUCAGAGCAGUUCAUGUUGCAUUCCUUUUGCUUUUAAUCACAAGAUGUGAUCACUGACAGUGUGUUCAACAAAGAUAUUUCUCUGAAUUUCCAGUCACACAAAUGGGCUGUCAUUUCACGCGGGCUUUACCAUAAAAGUAGUCUUGUGUGGUGUUCUGUACUCAAAGAAUCUUUGUCUAUGUAUGGUGGAGUCUGGAAUUUUAUAAAGACAAUUAUCUUUGCAUUGUUUGUAACGACAUGUAAAAAAAGGUAUAACGAAAUCUGUUUGAUAUACAGUAUCUCUCUAUUUUGCAAUUGUACCAAAAGUGGCUUAACUACUGAAUAGCUUUGUUUUUCUCUAGUGACUAGGCACGUGUGUGUAACCGUGAACUAGCGUGUGGUGUGCUGUGUAGGUAUGUGACGAGGUAAUAUAACGUUCACUAUUUCAUGGAUAUGACUUUGAUCCGCGUUUGAUUUCAGGCCGAAGCGGGUGAUGACACAGUUGGUAACUGCACUCUUUCUCUAAUCAUAAAAUCUUUGUCCUCCCGGCCCCAUCACUCAGCUCCAGCGCGGCAGACGUGUUAGAUCGUUUGUUAAACUGCACUUAUGAGUUAUGUAUUUGAAGAAGUUCACUUCGGCUGACCCAUUUUACAUGCUUCUGAACAGGCCUUUGUGUCUUUAUUUCGGCCCUUGCGUUGUUCACGGCUCGUUGUUGCAGAGAAAAUGACCGAUGCGAUGAGGAAGCGUUUCGGUUAAUGUCACAGGCGUCGUCGUUUUGUGUUUUCAGGUCAUCCGGCAAGGUGACCAGAGAUGGGAAACUCAACCACAGGCCUUCAUGGCUUCAUCACACCCACUCCCAUAACUUAUUUUUGUAGUGUGUGAUAAAGAUAUUUUGUUUUUUGCUGUGUAUAUUUAAUGUUGUUCAUGUUGUAUUUGUUUUUAAGCUCUUCUGGAAGUGUCAGGGAAGUGAAAUAACAUUUGUAUAUGGUGUUUUAUGAAGUGAAAAAAAAAUCUAUUCUGUUAUUUAACGGUCUGUCUGUCUGUCUGUCUGUCUGUCAGAGGGAGGUUUACCUAGGAGUACAAUUGCCUCAAACAUUUUUUAACCUGAUUUAAAGCUAAUCAUUUACUGAAAUAGAAGCAAUUUGCAUAAUAAAAGCAUUGCGUACAUGCAGCCUUUUACCUGAACCGCUACUUCUCCACUGUGAAGAAAAAUGGGUUAGCUAGCCUACUGCUGUGCAGUUUCUACAAUUAGUAAGGUGUUGUCAUCUCUACAGAACAUUGAUAUAAAAUAGAAUUUGAACAAGCAUGGGUAGAUAAGUGGGUUUGAGAAUUAAAACUAUUGUUUGUCUGUAAUCUUUAAAUUGGUAAUUGUUUAGUCAAACCAGAGAACUUCACAUGACUUAUCACAGGAAUAUAUUCAGAGGUAUUCAGCUACAAGCAAAUUUAAAUAUUACACCCAGUAUAUUUAUGUGUUUUCUCCAUAUUUAAAAAAAAAACAAAAACAUGCCCUGUUUUGUACAGGCUGAAUGCCAUUAUUUGAUUAUCUGUUGUUUUUUUUUUUUGUUUUUUUUUUAAAUCUAUUCUUUCUCUCUGUCACUCUGUUGCUUCCUGUCUGUUUCCUCGUUGAAAGAUGUUUUUUCUGUUGUUCACUGGCAGGUCCUGUGUGGUUGCGUAGAUAUAAAAUAGGAAGAAACACGACUUGUGUUGAGGCUAGGUUGUGUCAAACUGUACGACUGUUUGUGCCACUGUCGAACAAUAUGUUUAAUCCUACUCUGUAUUUUUUAUGCUCCUCUACUUUAAAAGAAAAAAAAAAAAGGGAUGCAUACUGUGUAAACGUAAAUGUGUCAACAUGGUGGCUGCUGUUAAAUAGACAUAUCUAAUUAUGCAAACUGUGUAGGGCAAAAUUAGAACUCCUGCCGCACAGGAGCAGUGAUGCUAUUGUAGUCGUUUUGUCAAGUUGUCUGUUUUAUAAUUGCAGGUACAAUGUGAUGUGACAAGGUUACAGAGCUAAUAUACAGUGUGUUUAGCAUUUUACGCUCGGUUGUAAAUGCCAGUGCCAGUUUGCCUCUGUUUAAAUUUGGCUUAUGUGUUGUGGCUUACCCAGUUUCACUCAACAGUCAACUGUGAAAACGUGACAUCAUCCACUAUUUUUAGUUUCAUCCAUUUCUGACUGAAUGCAAAAUGCAAUGUAGCUGUCACGUAAGGCCUCCAGUCGAGCGGAAGAAUUGUGAUUUUUGUCUUCCAGACUUUUUUCGCGGUGUGAAGUGGCGUGUAAACAAAUGAGGCUAAAUAUUACAGAAGUUUAAUCCUGAUUUUCACUCAGCAGACACGGAUCAGCUGACAGCGCUGACCUUCAGUGAUGAUCAGACAGGGCAGCUCGGUGGCUUUCCAUAACACACUUUACGAGCUUUAAGACACGCUGACCUUAUUUUCCGCAGCCUGUACAGGGGUCAUACCCUCCAUAUGAUAAGGCAUUUCAUCACAAACCCGAGCAACCACUUAAACCGCGUCCAUAAAUAUUUUACAGAGGCAGAAGGAGUGGUGGAGACACGUCGGAUAAAACCCACUUAACUUGUCCUAUCGCUUUUUACAAAUGGUCUGUGAGUUAAUUCAGCAGCCUACCAGGCCCGUCCUCACAACACCUUCUAGAAGAUGCAAAUCAUUAACUCCUUAUCUUGCUGCUUGGCCAAUCGGUAUGCAGCAGUUCAGCUGUUUUCCUGUCUAGUGAAUCACGCCACUGGACUCUAAAAGCCCUUUCACCCGCCACUGAUCCAGAUCGAUGAGAGUAAAUGAACCGAGAAUUCCUUUGAUCGUUUGUUUGGUGUUUUCAUCAAUAAUAAUGUUAGUUUUGCCUCCCAAGUUACCCCAUCUGCUGCUGCCUCUGCCCCCCCCCCCGCAUCUGCUGUACGACGUCUAAUGAUAAAAAAGCUCACACAGAGUUCAGGUAUCACAUCACUUAAGCUGAUUUUUUUUGUUGUUGUUGUGACAGUCUCCCUCUUUCAUUUUACUCUUGAUGACAUUAUUUUUUGUCAAACCACCUUGUCUACUGGUGAGCAUUCAGCCAGGUUGCUCAUGAGAGCUGGGAUUUCUUUCUUUGUGUUUCUCAAAGUAUAUAAUGGUCAGUUUAAAGCUAUAGAAAAGUAGUGAGUUUGUGUGAAUAUGGCGUAACCUAUUCAGAAAAGCCCUUGUAAUAGGAAAUUCUGUGUUUUGUAAUAUUUCUGUAUGGGGUGUAAUAAAUUAUUCUACGACAGUACUUUCUAUGGGAAAAUACUUAAAAUGUGACAGUCUUUGUAAGUAUUUAUCUUCAACUAAAUUAUUGUUCUUUUUUUUUUUUUCUUUCUUUUUUUUUGCAAUUUGUAGAUAGUGAUGAUGACAAGGUAUUGGUAAUCAUGAAAUUAACUGUUUCAUCAUCGGUCCGAUGCAUCUUUUAAUUUAUUGAUGUAUAUACUGUACGUUUGUUGAUAAACAGCUUACUUUAUUUUGUAUAUGACCAAUAAACAUGUUUUAAAAUGGAA
Stegastes partitus (bicolor damselfish) is the source of this 5677-nucleotide messenger RNA. RefSeq names its product v-maf avian musculoaponeurotic fibrosarcoma oncogene homolog Gb (gene mafgb). Bases 20 to 637 code for a protein of 205 amino acids. The transcript is spliced from 3 exons. Lineage: Eukaryota; Metazoa; Chordata; Actinopteri; Pomacentridae. The record is from RefSeq and is a predicted model, not a curated record. Gene Ontology annotation, molecular function: DNA-binding transcription factor activity, RNA polymerase II-specific; RNA polymerase II cis-regulatory region sequence-specific DNA binding. Gene Ontology annotation, biological process: regulation of epidermal cell differentiation; regulation of transcription by RNA polymerase II. Gene Ontology annotation, cellular component: nucleus.